This is a messenger RNA of Belonocnema kinseyi, 4545 nucleotides long. It is a transcript of the gene PAN2, whose product is annotated as PAN2-PAN3 deadenylation complex catalytic subunit PAN2. The record is from RefSeq and is a predicted model, not a curated record. The transcript is spliced from 21 exons. The coding region runs from base 290 to 4222 and encodes 1310 amino acids. Gene Ontology annotation, cellular component: P-body; PAN complex. Gene Ontology annotation, biological process: mRNA processing; nuclear-transcribed mRNA poly(A) tail shortening. NCBI's taxonomy places the organism in Eukaryota, Metazoa, Arthropoda, Insecta, Hymenoptera, Cynipidae. Gene Ontology annotation, molecular function: nucleic acid binding; protein binding; poly(A)-specific ribonuclease activity.
AACGUGAAAUCAUGAAUUAAAUGUACCUCCCAGAGACGAUUUCGGCGGAAUUUAGAAAUCGCGGUUGAAGUACGGGCAAUGCCGUAAUCGCGACGUGCCUUGGUGCUCAGCUCUUCAGUAAUUGAAACCAGUUUUGCGACGGAAGUGGCACGCGCUUGUUGCACAGUUGCCAAGGCGACUGAUGAUGUACCAAGUGCUAUGAAAAAAAGGGCCCCAGCAUCGAAUAAUCACUAUUUCCUUAUUUCUAACGGCCGUUUAAUGCUCCCAAUACGGCUGGACCUUCAAUAAAAUGGACUUCUCGGUCUUAGGACAAUACGAUCCGUCCGUAGACGCCACAGGAGCUGUCGCUGCAGAACAUGAUUUGUUGUGGGAGGAACCGGCUUACGUAUUGCCCGGAGAUGGAUUGGAGGAAUUGGGACAGGAAUUUGCCGGAGCUGAAUAUCAUGAAAGACGAGCAUUGCUCGCUGAUGGAGGAGACCGAUUUGGAGUGUCUACCGUUUCUUUCGAUUCAAUGGAAGAACUUUUAUGGAUGGGAAACCAAGGGGGUCACGUAACGUCUUAUUAUGGAUCUAGUUUGCAAAAAUACACCUCUUUUCAAGUGCACGAAAAUCAAGAGGUUCGUCAUAUUCAUUCCGAGGAUACAGGAGUUUUAAUGCUGACACGGAGCCAAUUGCGAUAUCAGUUACGACGUGGUAUCCCAAUAUUUACAUAUACGUCAAAAAAUAUGGCGGAUAUGCAAUGCAUGCUCCAAAUUUCUCCGACGAGAUUAUUAAUGGCUGGUCAUCAAGAAAAACUGAUUGAUUUUAAUCUCACGAGAUACACUCAGACAGGAUUGGUUCAUGUAGGUGAGAGUGGUUGUGCAAUAUUGAGACAGCAUAGCAGACUCAUAUGUGCCGGUAAUCCUGCAGGCAGGAUCGAUCUUCGAGACCCAAACACACUCUCCAUCGAACACACUUUAGACACCCACAGUGGUUCUUUGAGUGAUUUUGACGUCCAAGGAAAUUACCUCGUCACUUGUGGCUUUAGUAACAGUCGUCAGGGAAUGACAGUUGACCGAUUCUUGAUGGCAUAUGACUUGAGGCAAAUGAGAGCUCUGAGUCCAGUCACAACUAUGAUUUGUCCACUCUUACUGAAGUUCCUACCGAGUUACUCGAGUCGUGUAGCUGUCGUAUCUUCACUCGGACAAAUGCAGCUUCUUGAUACUAUUUAUGCCAAUGUGCUGCCCUCGAUGACUUGUUUAUACCAGGUUGCUACUGGAGGUGCUAUGAUAUUAUCUUUUGAUGUCUCUCCUACAUCACAAUGCCUUUCCUUCGGAGAUUCAGCAGGAUAUAUACACCUUAUGUCCACAAAUAACGUAGCGCCUCAAUUUAACACCUACUCCAGGUGUUUUGAUUCCAGGCCGACAGAAUUUGCAGACCCAGUUGAAACACUCGAGCCUAUCUCGUUUUAUGAUAACACAACACCUCUAAGUACAAUACCAACGAUGUACACUGGUCAACCACUUUUCAGCGACUGGCCUUCCGAGUUCAUCCAGAAGGUGUACAGAAAAUCACCACAGAUAGAUCCAGAAAUCCUGCGUUCUAUGAAGAUGCAAGGUACCAUAGGUUAUGCACCGAACCCUCAGGCUUUUCGCAGAAAUCAAAUUCCAUACCAUUUGGAAAAGAGGCGAGGUGUAGCCACAAAACUUUUCGGUGGAGAUUCGAGAGCUAAACCUGAUGACGGGACCUUUGUGGCUAUACCUAAACGCUAUCGUAAGACAGAAGUGAAAUACUCACGACUUGGUUACGAUGAAUUUGACUUUGAGCAGUUUAAUCGCACCAAUUUUUGCGGGUUGGAAGCUACACUUCCUAACAGCUAUUGCAAUUCUAUGCUUCAAAUCCUUUAUUAUUGCGAGCCCGUGAGGAUAGCCUUGCUUUCUCACUCGUGUCAGACAGAAUUUUGCCUAUCUUGCGAACUUGGAUUUCUUUUUCACAUGCUGGACACUUCGCGAGGAGUUCCUUGUCAAGCUGCGAACUUUCUCAGGGCUUUCAGAACUGUUCCUGAAGCGUCGGCUUUGAGUUUGAUACUCAGUGACCUUCAUCCUGAAGCCAAGAGGAAAAUCAGCCUCAUAAGAUUGAUACAGAGUUGGAAUAGAUUCAUGUUACACCAAAUGCACUAUGAAAUUCUGGAAACGCGAAAACGUCAGCAAGAAGAGGAGGAAGCCGCUCGUCUAAAAAUGGGUCCCAAGCAUCCUGCUUUUGUUUACGACGAACAAGACUUUCCCAGUAUCCUGCAAGAUCUUGGUUCUCGCUACAGGAACAAUGAGGAAGACCGGAAAAAAAGACGGAGCCAAGAGGAGGAUGGUAAAUAUAUGUGGAUCACAUCGAAAGAUGAUGACAGUAAAAAAUCCGCGGACGAGAAUGUCAUUCAGGAAGAGGAUUCUGAAAUCAGUCGACUUUUUGGUUCUGAGCAAAUGCACAUACAUCGAUGCUUGAAAUGUGGACACGAAACCCCAAAACAUUCCAUUAUGUUGCUAUGCAACUUGACUUAUCCCGAAAUAACGAAUCCAACGGAAGAAAUUCCAUUUACAAGUGUUUUGGCCAAAAGUAUGACACCGGAAAAAGUCACUCCUGCCUGGUGUGAGACUUGUCAGAAAUAUGCUCCUACUCUACAGUUGAGACGGUUGACCAAACUACCUCAAAUACUAGCACUUAAUUGUGGACUAGACACGCAAAAGGACAAAAUUUUUUGGCAGAAUCAAAUGGACAUCGUCGUUCACAAGGUUUUGAAUGGAAAGGAAGGCAUCAGUCCUGCCUCGAGUCCUAUACCCUCAAUCCUGAAACCAUGCCGAUAUGGUUCAAACUGUUCUCGUGCUGGGUGCCGAUUCAGACACGCUGGACGAGCUUCAGAAACGCCAACACAUUCACCCCUUACACCUGGACCAUCGCCAAUUAAUCGAUCGGCAACACCUUCUAGCCACCUUUACAGUACAAAUUCCUGGGUGCCGCACAACAUAGAAAUAACGUUGGAUGAGAAGCGGGAAUUAACUGUGAAAAAAGUCGAUAUUCCUCAACAAAGUUGCGCUAAGCAAGAAUUUCCCGCCGAGAAUGGCGAAGCGGUUGAAAAUUCAAAUCAGAAAUCCGAAACCCUGGAAGACAGUCUUGGAACUCUCGAGAUAGGAGAUUCAGAAGCGGGAAAAGCUAAACUUGAUGAACAGUCUGAGGAGAAUAAGAGCCAGAAAGUUCAGUAUACGCUGAGCGCAGUCGUUUGUCAUAUUGACGACAAAAACAAUGAGGAUCGACGAAAUCUCGUGGCGUUGAUUCGCGUUGGAGGACAAUAUCGGGAAAAGUCGAAUGGAAAUUCAAUUCCCCAGUGGUACAUCUUCAACGACUUCUGCAUAUCAGCUGUCUCUGCUCAGGAAGCUGUUUGGUUUAAUCUCGACUGGAAAGUACCCUGUGUUCUACACUAUACAGCAAUGCCUUCCCCUGAGCCUGCACUUUUUAUAAGUCCUCUAACUUAUGAUGUUUUUGGAGAGGAUAAUUGCAUUGCUCGCAGUGGCGGAACUAGAGGAAUUACUUUCACACCUCUCUCAACUGAAGAGAUGCCCAACAAAGGUGAUUUGGUAGCAAUCGAUGCUGAAUUUGUUACAUUGAACCAAGAAGAGGCGGAAUUACGUAGCGAUGGAAAGAUGUCAACGAUAAAGCCGAGCCACAUGUCUGUUGCAAGAAUCACGUGUAUUCGCGGACAAGGGCCACUUGAAGGUACUCCCUUCAUAGACGAUUAUAUAAGUACCCAGGAACAGGUGGUGGAUUAUCUCACAAAGUUCAGCGGAAUUCAACCCGGAGAUUUGGAUGCCAAUUUUAGCAGCAAACAUCUCACUACGCUGAAGUCAACUUACCAAAAAUUGAGGUUUCUGGUGGAUAAUGGCAUAAUAUUUGUUGGGCAUGGACUCAAAAACGAUUUCAGGGUGAUUAAUCUAGUAGUACCACCAGAGCAAAUUAUUGAUACAGUACAACUGUUUCAUCUUCCGCAUCAUCGGAUGGUGUCGCUUCGAUUUUUAACCUGGCACUUUAUGGGCAAAAAGAUACAGUCGGAAACACACGACUCUGUAGAAGAUGCGCGCGCAGCCCUGGAACUUUAUCACAAGUACAAAGAACUGCAGAGUCGAGGAACUUUAGCCGAGUCUCUCAAGGAACUUUACAGCAUUGGUACACGAUUAUCGUGGAAGGUUCCGGAUAGCUGAUGUUCAAAUAAUCAACAAAAUGAAAGUCUUUCAAAUUAAUUCAGCAAUUGUCGAGAACGCUCGAGAGUGAGAAAAAAGUUGAAAGGAAAUGAAAUCUGAAAAGUUUCAUACGGCUUUAUAUUUAGAGCCAAAGUCCCAUUCAUAUUCUAAGAUACGAAAAUUCUGAUAGUUUCAGACAUUGUAAUAUUGUUUUAGUGUAGAUUGUAGUUUCCGAUGUGUCUGAUUCUGUCAGACUUUUUUCAGGAAUCGUGUGCUGUGUAAAUGUUAAAUACGUAAAUAAUUUUCUCUGCAUAAGUUCGGAUAAAAAAUGGGUAAUGUGUUUU